GCACCGUCAUAUCCCUCGCCGUACCCUCAGCCGUAUCCCCAGCCCGGUCCGGAACAGGAAAACCAGGGGACGUGGUGGUAUCUGCCACCGCACCCCGGAUCAGGACAGUUCGAGUCCUUUCAGAGUCCAUACGCCAUGUCAUAUAGCCCGACCAAUACACGCGAAGUUGAGCACCCCCAGUAUCGACCACACGGAUCAUCGCCUGUGGCGUCGACCCUGUUCCCCAUGGCACCUCCUUACCCGCCACGGCCAAGUCCGGGUCACAGCUCGUCCUCUGCGGCUCAGAGUCCGUAUUCACCCACAGCGCCGAGCCCACAGCUGUCUGCGUACGGUCCGCGCGCGAGCGAAACGCCGGCAACGGUCCAGCAACCAGGACGGCCGCCCGACCACACGCCCAUGGCAUCAGGGAUGUCAAGCGCGGCGAGCAGCCAACACAGUGCAGAGCGUCCGCCCCCGGUACGGCGACCGUACCACCCAAACCCGCCCGCGCACCGUUCGGAGUGGGUCAUGUGGGCGGGGAACGUCCCCUCUGACGCGACAAAGGAGGAGCUCUGGCGGUUCUUCAACUCGCCGCCUUCUCCCGGGUCCCAAGUGUCCACGGGCGCGCAGUCUGCCGGGGCACAGUCGACGCAGAGUGCGCCGGCGGGACCGGUCGCAUCGUCCGCGGCGUCGACGACGGACUCGUCCACGGCGUCCACGGAGUCCGUCUUUGGCGGGGUCUCGUCCAUCUUCCUCAUUCUGCGCUCGAACUGCGCCUUCGUCAACUUCCACUCGGAGGCGCACCUGCACGCGGCGAUCGAGCACUUCAACGGCGUCCCGCUGCGGUCUGACGACCCGCGCUGCCCGCGGCUCGUCUGUCGGGUGCGCGGGCGGGAGGACGACCUGAAGUCUGGGGUUGGGGGCCAGCGGAUGGCGCAUGUGCACAUCAGCUUUGCGCGGGAACAGCGGGAGCGGGAGCGGGAGGCCGCGCGGCGGCGCUCUGCGUCGUCGUCGUCGUCGGACCAGAUCACGACGCCGUCGCCGAGCUCGCCCACGGACCCUGCGGGCCUGCUUAGGGGGCUGUCGAUAUCGAGCGACGAGGAGGCGGGGACGGGACGGCGCGCACGGAAGCCGGAGCCACACUCGAGCAGCUCGGGGUCGUACGCGUCGACGAACUCGAGCAUAUUGACCGCGUACUUUCCCAAGCGCUACUUCAUCCUCAAGUCGCUGACACAGUUCGACUUGGACUUGAGUGUGGAGAAGGGCCUGUGGGCGACUCAGCGCCACAACGAGGGGAUCCUGGACCAGGCGUUUCGGACGAGCAAGGAGGUGUACCUCAUCUUCAGCGUCAACAAGUCUGGGGAGUUCUACGGCUACGCGAAGAUGGCAGGACCUAUCAUGCGCGGAGAAGCACGGGUCUCUUGGGCCUCCCGGACGGACUCUCCCCAGCACCGAGCGUCUCAGGAGACGCCUCGCGAUAGCCCCAUGGCCACCGCCCGCGCGGGAGAGACGGCGUACUUCUCGCCCAGCGAGAAUCGAUACGGCGAGUCUCCCUUCCCGAUGUCCCCCGAGACGCAGAAGCAGGCGGCGACCUCCGUGCCGCUCUCGUUCUCGCAGCAAGUCGACCGUAACGCUGCCUCCGCCCCUGCGGUGCUGCACCGCCCUCACCGUGCGCUCAGUCAAGCCACUCCGGAGGAUACUCAGACGCACAGCUACGACGGGUUCAGCAUUCGCCCCGCCAUCCCUGCGAUCGCUGGCCACAAGCAGCAGUCGGAGCCCGGGGGCGUCGAGCUCGAUCGGAUGGCGCCCAUCCGCGCCAUCCGCAAUCCGCGCGAACGGGUCGCUGAGGCCGUCAGGACGCUGGAGGAGUCGCCUUUGCACACCGUCGCCGAGGAGGACGAGCGGCCGCAUCUCGAGGAGGAUCCAGGGAAAGGAAAGGCGGUCGAUCGGACCCCGUCUGGCGCCGCGCCCACCGCCUCUGCGCGAGAGCAGGAGGAUGGCCCUGCGUGGGGCGAGUCCUUCAAGGUGGAGUGGAUCCGGACGGAGAGGCUGCCGUUCACGCGCACGCGGCACCUGCGCAACCCCUGGAACCACGACCGGGAGGUCAAGGUCUCACGAGAUGGGACGGAGCUCGAGCCGACGGUUGGCCAGGCACUGCUCGAGGAGUGGGACAAGCUCGAGCAGCCGCAGCCGCCGUCCGCACCCAGCGGACACGUGGAGGUCGGCCGACAUCUGCAGGGCAAGGCUUCUAUCUCGGCGGACGUCCUCUCCGGGCCCGAAUCGACGAGGAAGACAGGGCGGGAAUAAUGCCAGGUGGUCGAUCGCCGGAUAUGGACGAUGCUGAAUCUUGUCUCUUCCUGCCCUUUCUUUCGCUUCACGCGCAUCCAUUCGUUCACGCAACGACAUUCUGCUGGGCUCUUCAGCACUCACGGCACCGCACACGCACGCAUAUACACGAACGCACGCACUCUGCACACGUCCCGGUUAAUAUUUACAGUACUCACGCGCGCCUCGCGCCCAUGUGCCGCCGAUCAUACACGUCUUCGGUCGCAUGGGGCGCGAUGACUUUUUUUCCUUUUCGUAGGUUGUCGAUCCGCCGCUCGCACAUGUCCUCUUGCUGCUCCUUUUCUUUUCAUUGGUUAUCUACGCGUGCUGCAUUGAUACUUCUACGUACCUCAGGGCUUACGUAUCUACUUCGGGUCAAUUUGUCGUCGCACGGAUCCUCACGGUGUCUCGGUCCUACCCACUCGUUCCUCGCUUACUCAUCAUCGCGCUCGCUCUGUGGUUGCUUGUUGUAAUCAUCGCUCAACAACCAAAACUCCUCCCCAUAUACGCACGCACUCGCAUUCGCACCUUGCAUACACAACCCCCCUCGCUACACGCAC
Dichomitus squalens LYAD-421 SS1 is the source of this 2864-nucleotide messenger RNA. RefSeq lists its product as uncharacterized. NCBI's taxonomy places the organism in Eukaryota, Fungi, Basidiomycota, Agaricomycetes, Polyporales, Polyporaceae. The transcript has 3 exons. Gene Ontology annotation, biological process: regulation of alternative mRNA splicing, via spliceosome; mRNA splicing, via spliceosome. Gene Ontology annotation, cellular component: nucleoplasm. The record is from RefSeq and is a predicted model, not a curated record. Gene Ontology annotation, molecular function: N6-methyladenosine-containing RNA reader activity; mRNA binding. Bases 136 to 2286 code for a protein of 716 amino acids.